GACAGUGAAUCUCUUGCAUGUCUUUCACUCUCCAUUAUAUCAGUACAGAGUUGUUAUAUAACAAGCCAGAGAGAUUCUCCUCGAUUCUCCCCAGUGGGAUUCUGGGCACCUGAUCUCAUGACUUCAUCCCUCACAACAUCAGGAACAGAACAAAAGUUUGUCCCCCGGCUCCUGCGGGGCCCCCGAGCGAGCGCUUUUGGGGUUCACGGCGCGGCGACCUCUGAGGAGAUGCGGCGACGUCCUGAACUCUUCGGCUUCAAAGAGAUCUGCAGGGGGGGGCGGAGCUCAGACGACCUACGAACUGAGCUCUCAGAGAAAGAAGCUGCGCCUUAGCUUGACUUUUUAAACUUUGCGCAUGUGGAUUGUCUUCGAGAAGAUUGCAAGCUCUCAACCAAGACUUUGCGGAAACAGCUUUAAGAUGGAUUCUGACGCAAGCUCCACAUGCAGUCGGUCUUCUUCGCCGGAGCUGGCAGUGGACUCCAGCUUUUUUUCCAACAAGGUGUUUCAAGCCUACUGCGCAGAGAGAAACGGGCAGCCCAGGUCUGACAAAACACCACAGGGCACCGGAUCCGCUGGAAAGACCAGAGCUCGGGGCGAUCUCUCCAAAGACGACCUGCAAGACCUGAGACUCAAAGUGAACAGCCGUGAACGCAAACGCAUGCAUGACCUCAACCAGGCCAUGGACGGGCUCCGAGAGGUGAUGCCCUACGCGCAGGGCCCAUCCGUACGAAAGCUGUCCAAAAUCUCCACCCUGCUCCUCGCCAGAAACUACAUCCUCAUGCUGUCCAGCUCUCUGGAGGAGAUGAAGAAGCUAGUAGGUGAUGUUUAUGGAGCCAGCAAUCAGAGUCACUCGGCUAGACGGGCUGCUCCGGCAUCCCAGUUGCCUCUUCUUUCACUCGCCCCGUCUCUGCACUCUCUGGUGGGCAGCACUUCCCAGCACACCUCUACACCGACGGUGGCCCAAGCCCCUCAUUCUCCACCUUCUGCUGGGUAUCUGGGUUUCCCCGCUCCACCUCUUCCCACCCUGCUGAAAGACCCUCUGCAUCUCUCCAGCAGCUACAGGCAUUUCCCCGGCAUGCCUUGUCCCUGCUCCCUCUGCCAGCCUCUCCCUGCUUCCACGGCCAGCCUGCACAGCCUCUCCAUGGGGAAGUGACUUAGGCGAGGCCCAGGCUCCAGGCUGGAGUAGGCCGAAGUUAAAAUACGGACUCAAGAAGAACUGAAAACAUCUGGAUGCGUUUCUAGAUGUGUUGUAAACAUUGUAAAUGUCCUGUACAGAAUUUCUUUUUUAACAAGCUGCUGCUAUUUUUAUAUCAAAGAAUGUUUUGUACCAUUAUAUAGCGUUUUUGAAUAGUCACUGUUUGAACAUAUGUGCUUGUAUGUUCUUUGUAGCAAAAUGGCAAUUGAAAACGUAUAGUUUUGUUUCUUAAAUUAAAUGUCUAUUAUUAUAAUGAAAAAUACCCAGAUUUUUCAGUGU
This is a messenger RNA of Puntigrus tetrazona (Sumatra barb), 1474 nucleotides long. It is a transcript of the gene olig4, whose product is annotated as oligodendrocyte transcription factor 4. The record is from RefSeq and is a predicted model, not a curated record. NCBI's taxonomy places the organism in Eukaryota, Metazoa, Chordata, Actinopteri, Cypriniformes, Cyprinidae. Gene Ontology annotation, molecular function: protein dimerization activity.